AUGUACUUCAACGAAGAUGGCACUGCUCCGCGGUACAACAGAUUUGGGUACUACUCCCUGGCACAGGCCGGUGCCCUGGUUGGCGCAGCUUCGAAGGUAAACUCUGCGCAAAAUGUGUUCGAGGCCGUUGACAUUCUUUUCAGCUUCUAUGAGUCACUCUCCAAUGACAGCAUUGAUCCUACUGUGGAGUCGUGGGUUUCCAUGUUCAUGGGCUUAGAUUCGAAGUACCCCGAUCAGCAGAUUCGGUCCUUGACUCAGUGCUUUGGUUGCUUUGCCAUGCUCGUGGCCUUGGAGAUGGGUGCCUCCGUUGCGGGCAAGGUACUGCUUGCAAAGCCAGCGAUGAUGCCAGCGUUGGCCAAGAUGGGCAAAAUCCUUGGCCCCAGGAAAUUGAUGCCUUCACCGAAGUCUGGAACCCUCGUGACAGAUGUCGAAGCAGCCAUUAAAGACUGGACGGAGGGAGGCAUGGUGGAGAUCAGAAACAAUGAAGAAAUGUAUGUUGGGGCAGAAUUUGGGAAAAUCUCGCAAGGGAAGGAAAAGUGCUUGGAGAAUCUGCGGAGCCUCCUCCAGCAGAUGGUCGACAACGCCCCGGCAGGUGCGAAGAAACGAGAGGAGUAUUGGAAAAGAAUGUGGGUCAAAGGCGAGGACUCGCCUCCAAUCAGGAGCGUGGUUCUUCCGUCACAAGCUCGCUGCACUAAUCCAUGCGAGCAAUCUGGUCUUUCACAUGAGGUCAACUAG
Messenger RNA from Symbiodinium natans, 735 nucleotides. NCBI's taxonomy places the organism in Eukaryota, Dinophyceae, Suessiales, Symbiodiniaceae. The record is from the annotation of a GenBank genome assembly.